Colletotrichum tamarilloi is the source of this 771-nucleotide messenger RNA. RefSeq lists its product as uncharacterized. The record is from RefSeq and is a predicted model, not a curated record. Gene Ontology annotation, biological process: protein import into mitochondrial matrix. Gene Ontology annotation, cellular component: PAM complex, Tim23 associated import motor. The coding region runs from base 1 to 771 and encodes 256 amino acids. The transcript has 3 exons. Lineage: Eukaryota; Fungi; Ascomycota; Sordariomycetes; Glomerellales; Glomerellaceae.
AUGCUGACGCCCACGAGCACCUUCGCCAUCCGCCUCGCCGGCCAGGGCGCCGCCCGCGCAUCGAUUGCCUCUUCCAUCGCCCGCACCACCGCAUGCCCGUACUCGACCGCCUCCAUGAAGCAGCACCAAGCCUCUGCCCGCCCAAUUGGUCUCGCCUCGACAGCCGGCCCCAUCGCCCGAACCAGCGCCGCCUUUGCCGCAUCCCCCUCGUCCUCCAUCGUCGCCCGCGUCGUCCGCCAACCCUGCUCCCAACGCUGCAAUGCUACCGCUACCGCCUCCGCUGCGGCGCAACAAAAGUCCGCCCCUUCGCCGGGGGACAGGUUGGACUGGGAGACCUUCUUCCAGCUGCGCAAGUCCCGUAGAAGGUGGCAGCUUGGCUUCAGCGUCAUUUCUGGAUUGGGAUCCUUUGUUGGCGGUGCUGGCAUCUUGGCUACUGGCAUUGCGGACCCGUUGGUGACACAGAUUCCGCUGGAUCCUUUCAUUACGAUGGGCCUUAUGACGAUGGGCUUCGGUGCUCUUGGAUGGCUUAUUGGACCUAGCGUUGGUUCUCUGGUGUUCUACACGCUGAACAAGAGGUGGAAGACUCAGAUGACGGUGAAGGAGAAGGAAUUUUUCGCCCGCAUCAAGAAGAACCGUGUUGACCCCUCUGUCUCCUCUGUUGGUAACCCUGUCCCCGAUUUCUACGGCGAGAAAAUCUCAAGCGUCAAGGGGUACCGUCAAUGGCUCAAGGACCAGCGAGCCUUCAACAAGAAGCGUGUCAGCUUCGUGUAG